UGUACAGCAAGGUAUAAAGAAAUCCAAAGGGAAAGCUGCUUAAGUUUCUAACUGAAGAUCAGAAACUCCCUGGAGACAGAAGAGAUAAUGGCAUUGGAUCUGGAGGAUUAUUUCCAUACUGUCUUUGAGGAACACCUCUUAAUGAAAGUGCCUGUGCGGGACAGAGGUCUGAUGAGCGGAGCCACACGGAUGAUUGAGAAACAGAGAGAGAUCAGAGAGGUGGAUAAACAGCUCCAGACACACAGAGAGGAGUUUGAAUUAAAGACGGAGAGUUUUCAAAGGCGGAGAGAUGAGGUGAAGAAGAAGGAGGAGAAACUGAAGGAGUCGCUGCUCAAAUUUGACAAAUUCCUCAAAGAAAACGACUCAAAGCGUGGUCGGGGUGAGAAGAAGGCAGAGAGAGAGAGGGAUGCUGUGCGUCAGAAGGAGGGAGAGAUAGAGAAACUGAAGGAGGAGUGUGCUGUCCUGGAGGCCUGGAGAUUGAGGCUGCAGCGCAGGGUGGAGAAGAGUGCCUUCUACUGGACCUUUCUGGAACAGGUCCUCAGACUGGCCAAGUAUGAGGAUGUGUGGGAGCUACUGGGGAGGUUUGCCACCCUGCUAUCCACCAAAGAGCAGCUGCGGCAGAGGGAGAGUGAGGUGCAGGAGCAAGCUGAUGGCCAACGGGGGGCGCUACAGAGACACACAGAGCAGCAGAGCUGCAGCAUUCUGCAGAAGAAUAACCUGUUGUCUCAGCUACAGACAGAGCUGGACCAGAUACGCUCCAACGCUCUCAGAUGGGAGAACACGUGGUAUCACAUCCAGACCACAGCGGCGAAGGAGACGCUUUUAUUGGGCCAAAUUAAAGUGGUGACCCUUAACCUCUACCACAUGAUGGGUGGGACCACAGGGCAGGAAAAGGACGUGGCCAUCGAUGACACAGAGACACAGCUAAAGAAGAUCCAGCUCUUCAUCCAAGACCAGUCUGCCAUAGUGAACAAUCUCAAACAGAGCCCUUCUCAUGCCACUACUAAAGCCAAUUUGAAGUGAACAGGUGGAGGAUGAUCUAGACAGAGGAUCCUGCAGUUCUUAUUAUUGGAGAUUUCAAUCCAUGUCUUGUAUUGUUUUCACACAGAUAGUAAUGUUAUGGGCAGCACUCUGUGCAGCAGUGGUGGGAAAAGUACAUAAAAGAUACCUUAAUAGAAAAUAACUCAAGUAAAAGUGAAUGUCACCCAGUAAAAAACAACUUGAGUAAAAGUCUAAAAGUAUAUGGUUGUACAUGUACUUAAAUAGUGGUUAAAAAAAUAACUUGUCAUACUUGCUAUAUAUGCAAUAUAUCAAAUUCCUUAUAUUAUGCAAACCAGACAGCACAAUUGUCUUGUUUAUUUUAUUUACGGAGAGCCAGGUGCACAUUCCAACACUCAGACAUAAUUUACAAACAAACACAGUAUUUGUGUUUAGUUAGUCCGCCAGAUCAGAGACAGUAGGGAUGGCAAAGCUUUAUAUUGUUAGGUUUGUGAAUUGGACCAUAUUGAUGUCCUGCCUGAGCAUUCAAAAUGUAACUAGAACUUUUGGGUGUCAGGGAAAAUGUAUAGGAGUAAAAAGUACAUAUUUUCUUUAGGAAUGUAAUGGAGUAAAAGUUGUCAAAAAUAUAAAUAGUAAAGUACAGAUACCCCUAAAACGACUUUACACCACUGCUGUGGAGCAAACGUAGCAUGAUGACAAUACUACUUCUGCAAUCAGUCUAGUACUGACACCUAGUGGCAACUGUAGGGAAUACUAACUAUACAUAUCAAUAGAGGGCCAAACUGUUUAGUGUUUCUCAAGCCUUGAUCAAAUGUAUCCAACAAUUGCAUGGUGCCAGUUUUCUACUAUUCUGAACAACUAUAAAUUGUUGAGUUCCAUUUAAACUGAUUCAUUAAUACAAUACUGUACAUGUUUCAAUAAAAAAUAUUUUUAAACAAUGGUUUAACAAAAUUCCCUUUUCUUUUAAGAAACACUUAAAAA
Oncorhynchus gorbuscha (pink salmon) is the source of this 1980-nucleotide messenger RNA. It is a transcript of the gene cfap73, whose product is annotated as cilia and flagella associated protein 73. The transcript is spliced from 7 exons. The record is from RefSeq and is a predicted model, not a curated record. NCBI's taxonomy places the organism in Eukaryota, Metazoa, Chordata, Actinopteri, Salmoniformes, Salmonidae. Bases 88 to 1023 code for a protein of 311 amino acids.